Messenger RNA from Prosopis cineraria, 950 nucleotides. Its product is annotated as E3 ubiquitin-protein ligase ATL41-like. Gene Ontology annotation, biological process: protein ubiquitination. Lineage: Eukaryota; Viridiplantae; Streptophyta; Magnoliopsida; Fabales; Fabaceae. Bases 131 to 676 code for a protein of 181 amino acids. Gene Ontology annotation, molecular function: transferase activity. The transcript has a single exon. The record is from RefSeq and is a predicted model, not a curated record.
CCGACCCUCAUUUCCAUUUCCAUUGAAUUCUAUAGCAAUAUGCUAAUAUAAAAAACAAGACAAGAAAGAUUAAACAUCUUCUUCAUCGGUCAUUGCCUCAAAACCAGAAAAAAACAACGCAGCGAAACAAAUGGGUUUUACAGAUCCAGAAGAUGACUCACUCGGUAUCGGCCUGAAGGUGAUGCUCGCCGCAGCUUUCACGUUAUUCGCCAUCAUCUUCUUCAUAAUCGUCUUCCACUUCUACGCCAGACGCCUCCGCCUAAGUCGUCAGCUGAGUCUGCUCGACAGACGCCUCGACGAUCAACCGGUUUAUCAAUUCAGUACUCAUCAAGUUUUGCCGGUUAAUGUGGAAUCGAGUUCACCAAACCAUGACCGUCAGGGUCUUGAUCCUUCCGUCAUAGCGUCGAUUCCUAAACUCUGGUACAAGCAUACGGACCAGUUCAACGACGGCGAAGCCGUAGAGUGCUCGGUUUGCUUAGCCACCAUUGGGGAAGAUGCAACCGUUAGGGUUUUGCCUAACUGCAAGCAUGUAUUUCAUGUUGAUUGUGUUGACACUUGGUUCGGUACCAACACCACUUGCCCGAUCUGCCGCACCGUGGCUGAACCCACCGUGCCCGUUGGUGGCGCAGUUCAACCCACGGCACCGCCGGAAUUAGAGAGUAGCGGGACGAUCUAAAAGUAAAUAUAGUUAUGCAGUAUUUUUAGAAAAAUAGAGUGACAUGAAGGCUUAUUUCUUUUCUUCAUAAUUAUCAUUUUUUUUAUUUCUCUAUGACUAAAUUGAUAUUAGAUACAGUUAAUUUGCCACGGAAAAAUCAAAUUCAUUAUUUUUGGUAGGCAAACUAAAGAUCAAAUUCAUUAGUCUGUCACUGGAUUUGGAUGGGUGAGGAUUCACUUAACAAAGUGAAUUACAUGUGCAAUCCCCUCCAAAAAAUUGAGAUCUCAUAUCUCUG